Molecule: messenger RNA, 438 nt
Organism: Didymodactylos carnosus
Lineage: Eukaryota; Metazoa; Rotifera; Eurotatoria; Philodinida; Philodinidae
Source: the annotation of a GenBank genome assembly
AUGGGGAUCGGUGCAGUAUUAUUGGAAACUUAUCCAGAUGGGAAAGAACGAUCAGUGGCAUAUUUAUCGAAAAAAUUCACCCCGAGGCAGCAAAACUGGUGUACAAUUGAACAAGAAUGUUAUGCGAUAUUGAAGGCGAUUGAACAAUGGCAUCAAUAUGUAGAUGGCGUUGAAUUUCAAAUUCAAACGGAUCACAAUCCAUUAAAAGCAUUGAAUAAAAGAGCACAGAAGAGCACGAAAUGUGAGCGUUGGCGACUGAAACUACAACAAUAUCGUCACACAAUUGAUCAUAUUAGAGGAGACGGUAAUGCAAUGCCUGAUUAUUUGUCCAGAUCUCCCGUCGAUCAGAGUGACGAAGAUCCGGAUGAUUAUGUUCAAUUGAUAUCAACGGCAACACAAACAGAAGACAUUAUUGUGAUGGACACGUCAACACCAUAA